Messenger RNA from Octodon degus (degu), 1254 nucleotides. RefSeq names its product calcium binding protein, spermatid associated 1 (gene Cabs1). The transcript has a single exon. Gene Ontology annotation, molecular function: calcium ion binding. Gene Ontology annotation, biological process: spermatogenesis. The record is from RefSeq and is a predicted model, not a curated record. NCBI's taxonomy places the organism in Eukaryota, Metazoa, Chordata, Mammalia, Rodentia, Octodontidae. The coding region runs from base 39 to 1160 and encodes 373 amino acids.
GAAGAAAGACCAGGGGAGUGUACACUGCCACGUAGCCCAUGGCUCAAGAUGGACUUCCAAAUAUGUAUUCUCAUCCUCCAACAGAAAGCAGUAAGAUAACUUCUGAGACAACCAUUUUCUUUGAAGGUGAUAACAAUAUUCCUAGACCAGAAGCAACUAUCACAUCAGAAGGGGAUCAUGCCACUUCAGCAAAUGACUGCAUGCUAGAAAAUGAUUUUUCAACAACUAUAGGCAGCAAGAUUUCAUCUACAAAGGAAAGACGAAAAUCAGAAGAUGAAGUGGAGACCCACAUUAAGUCAACAGCUCCUCUGGAAAGAGAAAAGACAACUCCCACUGGAGCAACAAGCUCAAUUAAGGAAUACAAUGCUGAAAGUUUCAUUCCAGUGAACAUUGGCAAGGUUUCAUCCCCAGUUGCUACUGUUUCUUUAAUAGAUUUUUCCAGUAUAACAAAAGAAGAUGUCUUCUUGGCUACUGCUGAUAUCGGGGACAAGGAUCCAGCUGAGCCUGCUGAAGGCUCUGGCAGACUGGCGGAGAGUACCAGCAGCCCUGCUUCUGCAGCUGAAAAAGGGAAGACUGAUGCUAACAGUUGCAGUGCCUCCCUCCAGCCCACCGACUCCUUCAUCCCUGAGGCUGAAAACUCCCCCUCCACUGACAACGACUACAUCACUAUUCCAGACAUAACAGCCCUCGAAGAAGAGAACAUAACUGAAAUUGAUCUAGUAGUCUCCCAGGAUGACUCCAAGGCUGUUGAUACCCUCAGAGACACUGAUGAGAAGUACGUCACUGUGUUUGAACUGACCACCUCUGCUGAAAAAGACAAAGGCGACCUGGAAGAGACGCUAAACGAUGAAGAGGCCACCAUCAAAGCCGGUGUUUGGAUGCAGAAAAACACAAUAAAGGAAGCAGAGACUGAAUCCAUUUUGCUUACUGCAGCCGAGUCCAGGUACGACUUCAGUGUCCCUGUAUCAGCAGCUGAGAAGAUCACAGAAGAGAGAGAAGAUGACACCACAGAAGAUGCGCCUGAAAAUAAUACAACAGAAUCUACACCUGAGGACACUGAGCAGCUUUCUGACUCUCCAAAUCACGAGGAAGACACCUCCCCAGCCGAGACCGGCAUCUUUAAACUAUUGAAAGAAGACCCAGACGAGCUCAUGAUGUGAAAGCAGGAAAAGGGACCACCCAGAGCUGCGCCCUAAACUAGAAGCCAGUCCACACACUUAUAAGGCUUUCCAGCCAGAAAAACCUUUCAAGAAC